AUGAUCUCAAGAAUACCUGGAAGAGACCUGGGAAAAGCAGUGGGCCAUAGGGUUAUAGUCAAGCCUUUCUCGGGUGCUACGACAAAGGCCAUGAAUCAAUAUCUCAAGCCAAGUCUGGAAUUUUCGCCCAACGAAGUGAUUUUACACAUUGGGACUAAUGAUCUUAAACCAGGGAACCAAAGCCAAAGGGGCGUAAAAUCUGCCUCAAUAUUGCCACCUUUGCGUGGCUUUAGAAUGGCCUUACUCAAUAUAAAUCAAUUAACUACACAUAUAGACGAACUAAGAAUCCUAUUAACAAACAACGAUAUCGAUAUUAUUUCUAUAAACGAAACAAAACUGAACGAGAGCAUUCAAGAUCAUGAAGUUCAUAUUCCGGGAUACGAAAUAAUUCGCCGCGAUAGACUUACGAAAGGCGGCGGGGGGGUAUGCUUCUACGUUAAAAAUUCAAUCAACUUUACAGUACGAUCUGAUCUACAUAUGGAUGCAUUAGAGAAUCUUUGCUUGGAAAUCCAUAAGCCAAAAACAAGACCUUUUGUGAUUGUUACGUGGUAUAGACCACCUGACUCUCCUAUUGGCAUUUUUUCACCUUUUGAAUCCCUAAUUGGGAAAUUGGAUAGUGAAAAUGUAGAAUUUUUUGUACUGGGAGACAUGAAUUGUGACAUGGUCACAGCACGAUAUGACAAUGAUACAUCCAAAUUAAAGAAUAUUGCUGAUGUCUACGGACUCGAGCAACUCAUCGCUGAACCGACGAGGAUAACACCCACCUCGUCAACUUUAAUUGAUUUAAUUUACACCAACUGCUCGGAUAAGAUCGCCUGUUCGGGAGUUUGUCAUGUUGGGAUAAGUGAUCAUAGCAUGGUGUAUGUUUAUAGAAAACUUGCUCUGAACGGGAUGUCGAAUGGACAUAAUUCAAUAACAUACGGAAAUUUCCGAAAAUUCGAUUGCCAAAAUUUUCGAGAUGAUAUUCAGUCUCAAUGUUGGAAUAAUGUAUAUGAGUCGUCCGACCCAAACGAGAUGUGGCAGCAAUGGAAAUGUACAUUUCUAGCUAUCGCUGACAAACAUCACUAG
This is a messenger RNA of Pocillopora verrucosa, 1068 nucleotides long. The record is from RefSeq and is a predicted model, not a curated record. Lineage: Eukaryota; Metazoa; Cnidaria; Anthozoa; Scleractinia; Pocilloporidae.